AUGGUUGGUGUAGUUAUUGCUGCUCAAACUAAUACUCAUAAUAAUAGUAAUCAUCAAAGUACAAAACAAGAAAUCGAUACUGUACUGAACAAUUCAAAUCCAUGUUUAUCUAUGACCAAUGUAUCUGGUCAACAACAUUUAACAAAUGAUCAAGAGAGUCCAUUAUUAAUUGAUGAUGAUAACAGUAACAACAACGAUAAUGUCUUGACAAAAGAGAAUCAUUCAGAAUGCCUUAUUGAUCGUUUAUUUAAACAAAAACAAUUGAUAUUAGAACGUUUAACAGAAGAAUUACAUAAAUAUGAACAAUUAUGUUGGGAUGAAAUGUCAAUUACAGGUAUUGUCUGUGAACAAUCCAAUGCCUUCAUUGAUUCAUUCAAUAUUCGAUGUAACAGUGAAACAAGAAAUCCAAUUAUAACUACACCCAAUAGAAUAUUAAAUUCAUUGAAUGAUGGUGUUGCUUCUUCAACACCGACGACAACAACAAAUCGAUCUAGAGGUAUAGCUGCACGAUUGAAAUUUCGUAAUUCACGUCGAUCAAAAAGUGCUCAUGAUAGAAUACCAGAAUCUCCACAAAGAUCAUUACAUAUACGAAAUAAAACUGACAUAUCACCUAGUCGACGUAAUUCCAUUACAGCUAAUCUAACCGAUGAUAAUUUAGAAUCGAAAAAAUCAUGGAAAUGGUGGCGAUUUCACAAAGAUAAUGAGUUAUCACACAACAAUAAUAAUAAUAAUAAUAAUCACAUACAUCGUCGUCAAUCUAUAGGAUUCAUUCCUGAAAAUCAAUAUUUACGUGGUGGCAGUCUACCACCCACUGAUAAUAAUAGUAAUAAUAAUAAUACCAAAAUGGAAAUGAAGUCGCCAUUAGAAAGUCAAAAUGUACACAUGAGAAAAUCAAUACAAUCCGAUGAUUGUUUGAAUGUGUUCAAUGUUCAACAACCACAACAACCAAACAUUGAUGAAUGUAAUCCAUUCAUUAAUAAUCAUAGUCAUGUCAAUGUCCUCCACCAUCUUCCUCAUCAUCAUCAGCCUCUGCAGCAACAUCAGUCUUUUCGUCAGAAUCAAUUGAAACCAGCUCAUCAUCAUCAUCAUCACCACUACCACCCACAACAACAACACCAUCUACAAUCAAAUGGUAAUAUUGUUCACAAUGAAUCACAAAAUAAAACUCAACUGUCUAAAUGUGUAGCUGCUAAUGAUUUACAACGAAUUCAUUGUCAUCAUCAGAGAGUACGUCAUUUUAGUGGAAACCAGGUGAAUGAGCCUCUAUUUUAUAAUCAUCGAUCAAAUCAACUGGAACUUUGUGAAUACACUACUCCACAUAUCAUUGAUUCAUCCUAUUGUCAUAUUCCAUCUAUCCAAUACACUACUAUUCAACAACAAUCACAACCAACAACAACAACAGCAAAUAAACUUUCACAUAAUCAUCAUCUAUUCUAUCUUUCACCAGUGUUAUUAUCAUCUUCAUCAACUGCUUCUUCUUCAUCGUAUACCACAGGGAAUAAACAACACCACCAACAACAACAGACCAAUCGAAUUCAACCUACAUCAAAUGCUUAUUUUUAUUCAUUACAACGUACUAAUCGUUCAUUAUCUUAUACAAAACAAUAUUCAUUUGAAGCACCAUCAAGUAUUGCUAUUGUGACAACUAGUAUUAUCCCUUCAAAAAUUCUUACAACCAAUAUGAUAUCGACUUUACCGCCGUCCACUACUACUGUACCACCAAUACCUCCAAGAGUAAAUGGUCGUCGAUCAAUAGUUUUAAAUAAUCCUCAUCACCAGCAUCCUAAAUGCAUAGAACAUACUAUUAUUCCAUCAAGUCAUAUGAAUAAAACAUUACUUAUGACUAAGCAUCAAUUACAAUGUAAUGAUAUUAAUAAUAAUGGUAUUACAAUUAGUAGUAGUAGUAGUAGUAGUAGUACAAUAGUUACAUCUACCAAUACUACUCAUACUACUAAUAAUACUACUAAUACUACUAACAUGAUGAAUAUAUGUAAACCAACAGCUGAGACUAUAAUGAGUUUAUUAUCUUGUAAUAUGAAUAAUAAUUUACAAUGUUUUGAUCGACAAAAUCAACAUUUUUAUUUAAAUUGUCUACAUGAUCAUCAGCAUGAACAAUUAGAACAACAACAACAACAACAACAACAGAAUUCUAGGAAAGUGAAUAUUUUAUCAAAUAACGCAGUUCAUGAUAAAAUAUCAUCAAAUCAUUCAAGUAAUAAUAAUAAUAAUAAUCAUGUUCAUAGAAUUUCAGAUUUAAAACAUCCACAUCAAUCAUUACAAUUUCUUCCUACAAAAUCAAUUCAUCAUCAACCUCAUGCAACUGCUCAUGGUGUAAACUUUGUAGUCAUGUGUAAUGAUGACAGGAAUUCGAAUCAGUCAGCAAAUCAUCAAACUAAUAACCAAUCAAAUCCUACCAAUCGUGUCAAUCAUAAUAAUAAUAAUAAUGUUAAUCUCUUAUUGUUCAAUAAUCAAGCUCAUAUUGGAUUAUCAAUGAAAAAUGAACAUUCAUUAAAUACAAUAAUACCCAGUAGAUUACAAUCAUCUCAUAUCAUGUCAAAUCCUCAUAGUCAGUUGGUACACAGAAAUCAUUCUUUUAUCAAUCAUGUAAAUAAAAGUAAUGAACCUGUAUUCUUCUACCAAUCAAAUCAAACCAGAUCUACAAUUAAUCCUUCUAGAAUCAUUACAAAUGGAUUUAAAACUGUUCAACCAAUUGUCUCAUCAACAUCAUCAUCAUCAUCAUCGGUAGUGUGUAAUACUACAAUAAAUCGUACUACUGGAUGGGAAACUAAAAUGAAUUGUAUAAAUAAUAAUAAUAAUAAUAAUAAUAAUAAUAAAACAUUGCCUACACGUUAUUUAAUUCCUAUUGAUUCAACAAAAUAUUGGCAACCAAUCAUACAUGGACCCCCAUUCAAUAAUCAAUCUCAUACAGUACACUAUCCUCAAACUAUUAUCACUCCUUCAUCGACGUCGACGUCUCCUUCUUCUUCUAAUUAUUUAAACAAAACUAAACUACUCACUUAUCAUAAAACUAAUCAAAUCAAUCAAUCCGGCAAAACCAGUGAUAAAUAAUCCGCAGUGAACUAACUCAUCAUCGAUUAUGUUCAAUUUUUCAAUUGCUGAGAAUAUAAUAAUAA
Schistosoma turkestanicum is the source of this 3134-nucleotide messenger RNA. Lineage: Eukaryota; Metazoa; Platyhelminthes; Trematoda; Strigeidida; Schistosomatidae. The record is from the annotation of a GenBank genome assembly.